Molecule: messenger RNA, 3135 nt
Organism: Carya illinoinensis
Lineage: Eukaryota; Viridiplantae; Streptophyta; Magnoliopsida; Fagales; Juglandaceae
Exons: 5
Coding region: 1-3135 (1044 amino acids)
Source: RefSeq, a predicted model, not a curated record
AUGGAUAAGGCUUGGAUGCAUAUUGAAGAUAGAAUGCGUUCUAUCGAAUAUGCUGAAGGCGUCAAACAUUUCAUAGAGCUGGCAAAGGCCCAUUCACCGGGUAGAGACUGCAUUAGGUGUCCAUGUAGGAGAUGUCGAAAUCGAACUUUCCAUCCCAUUUCAUUGGUUCAGGAUCACUUGUUCAUCGUAGGUAUUGAUACAUCUUAUUCUGCAUGGAUUUUCCACGGCGAGAAGGAAACAGAAAAUGAUGCCGCAUUUUCUGAUGAAGAAGUUCCUGAUGAUGAUAACUACAAUGACUACAUUGAUGAUGUAGAUGAGAUGUUAGAUGACAUCCGUGUGGGAUCCUUUAUGGAUAAUUCUGGUAGAACAGAAUUUUAUGUAGACGACGGGCUGUCACGACACACCGCUGAGGCUCCGAUACUGGGUAAUUUCGACGAGUUACUGGAAAAUGCACGAAAGCCACUUUAUCCAAACUGCACCAACGUUUCGAAACUAUCAUUCAUAGUCAAGUUGCUUCACAUAAAGACAGUUGGGGGUUGGACUGUGAAGUCUUUUGACAUGGUUAUUAAGCUGUUGCAAGCAGCAUUUCCUCAAGCACUGUUCCCCGCCUCAUACCACGAUGCUCGCCGCUUACAGCAGGGUUUGGGAUUUAGUUACACAAAGAUCCAUGUAUGCCCAAAUGAUUGUGCAUUGUUUUGGAAGAAUCAUGCUAAUAAAGACGAGUGCCCUAAAUGUAAUGCAUCUAGGUGGGCCUUAAGUACAACUAACCAACAGAGGAUACCCCAAAAAGUCCUCCGAUAUUUCCCUUUGAAGCCGCGGUUGCAAAGGCUGUUUAUGUCUAAAAAGACUGCCCAAUCCAUGAGAUGGCAUGUAGAAGAGCGUGUUGACGACCCCAACUUCAUGAGACAUCCAGCUGAUUCUACUGUAUGGAAAGAUUUUGAUAACAAACAUCCUUGGUUUGCUCAAGAUCCUCGUAAUGUUAGACUUGGUCUAGCAAGUGAUGGGUUCAACCCAUUUAAUAAUAUGAGCAAACCGUACAGCAUUUGGCCAGUGCUACUUGUGUCGUACAACUUGCCACCUUGGUUAUGCAUGAAAGAUCCAUACGUGAUGAUGUCAUUAUUGAUCCCUGGACCAAAGGCACCGAGAAAUGAUAUUGAUGUGUUCUUGCGUCCCCUAAUAGAUGAGUUGACAGAAUUAUGGGUAGAGGGAAUUCAUACAUAUGAUGCAUACAAACGAGAAUCUUUUCAAUUGAGGGCUGCGUUACUCUGGACCGUCAAUGACUUUCCUGCAUACGCAAAUCUGUCCGGUUGGAGCACGAAGGGUAAGUUGGCAUGCCCUACAUGUAACUUAGAAACAAAUUCUUUGUGGCUUGUGAAUGGCCGGAAACAUUGUUAUAUGGGCCAUCGUCGGUGGUUGGUGCUAGAUCAUGCUUGGAGAAGGAAAAAGACAGCUUUUAAUGGUAAGGACGAACACCGUCUCAAACCGAAAAUUCUGGAGGGACAAGCUUUAAUGGAGCAAUUACAUGAGGUCUCAAAUUUGCAGUUUGGUAAAUUAUUAAAGAAGAGAAAACGUACACUGAAUGAACUAAACUGGACAAAAAAAAGUAUCUUCUUUGACCUACCAUACUGGUUAGACUUGGGAUUGAGACAUAACUUGGAUGUCAUGCAUAUUGAGAAAAAUAUUUGUGAUAACGUUUUGGGAACCUUGAUGAAUAUUGAAGGCAAAAGCAAGGACACCGCUACUGCGCGUAGGGAUUUGGAAGAUCUUGGACUGAGGAAAGAAUUACAUUUACAGCAUCAUGGUAAUCAAACUUCUAUGAGUCUUGGUUGUUAUAUGUUAAACGUAAAUGAGAGGAGGAGUUUUUGUGCACGCUUGUCAGAAGUUAAAUUUCCUGACGGCUUUGCCUCGAAUAUUGCCCGAUGUGUCAACGUUUCUGAAGGAAAAAUCAUGGGUAUGAAGAGUCAUGAUUGUCAUAUCUUGAUGCAAUAUUUGUUGCCGGUUGUUAUUGGUGGGUACCUACGACCCGAUGUGCGUCGAUGUUUAAUAGAGUUGUGUUCGUUUUUCAAGGAAUUAUGUGGUCGAACACUAGACAUAACAGUGUUGAAACGGCUUCAAGCUAAUAUUCUCAUCAUUCUUUGCAAACUGGAAAUGAUAUUCCCACCUGCAUUUUUCGAUAUCAUGGUGCACCUUGCUAUUCAUCUGCCAGAUGAGGCUUUGCUAGCAGGACCUGUCCAAUACAGGUGGAUGUACCCUUUCGAGAGGUAUAUGGGUAAGUUCAAACGGUAUGUCCGCAACAGAGCCCAUCCAGAAGGCUCAAUUGCAGAGGCCUAUUUGCAUGUGGAGUGCCUGACAUUUUGCUCUAUGGACCACCGUAACAAUAUGCAAGAAGAGGACCCAAGUAACUUCAAGCAUAGGCACCAAAUGCAAUUCCCAAUGUGGUUCAGAACACGUAUUGCCGAGUUGCAUGCAAUGACUCCCCCCGCGGUGACCGAUGACAUAUUUGCUUUAGCAUGUGGGCCAGAUCCAUUGGUCGCGAGAUAUGCCAGUUGUAUAAUGAAUGGAAUUCGAUUUCACACAAAGGAGCUUGAAGGGCAUCACCGCACCCAAAACAGUGGGGUUGUUGUUCAUGGCGACCAUGAAGGAGUGCCUGUUGACUUCUACGGCGUGUUGCAAGACAUCAUAGAAUUACGCUAUAUGGGGCAAUGGUAUAAAGAUGAGCCGUUCGCCCUCGCUUGCCAAACGUUGCAAGUAUUCUACAUCAAGGACCCGAAUUGGGGGGGAAGUUGGCAUGCGGUACACAAGAUAACCAAUAGGAAUCUUUAUAAUAUUCGCCACAAGACCUCGGACGUGCAUGAUGAUGCUGAUGAUGACGAUGAUGGGUCGGACACUCUUGAAACUGAAGAUGAGAGUGAUACUGAUGUUAUUCAUUAUGUCUCAGUUAAUGAAACUAGCCCGGAGACGCUCAAUCCAGUGACCCGAGGAGAUUCAGACAACUUGCCGGUUGAUUCGUCAACCAUGUCACCUAAACAAUUGUGUAGAGAAACUGACGAUGAGGAUUGUGUUGAUGAUGAAGACCUUAACCGGCAAUUUGAUAUGGAGAACAUGCCUGCUGUGGAUAGUGAUGACAGCGCCUGA